CACAAAACAGAACCAUAUAAAAUAGAACUAUCCAAACCUAAUUUAAAAUGGGCGCCAACAACAAGACUUCGAUAAAUUUGAACUCAGUGCUCCACAAUAACUAAAUGGGAAUAACUAUGGAAAAUGCAUAGCUCGCUCGCCUCCCGGUUGGUAGUGCGUCUCCUGCUGCUGUUCGUCCUGGUCAGCGUCGUGUCCAUUGUGAUACUGACCAAAUGCGGCUUUGAGGAGCUCACGGCUCAGGAGGCGCUGCAUCAUCAUCCCAGCGAGGCCAACGGCCCCAGCUAUGUCCUGGGCGGGGACCAGGAGGCGGAGAUUGAGCGACUGAAGCAUGAGGUGCUUACCCUGCGCGCUCAGAUCGUCAUCCUUCAGAACAAUCGGAGUGGCCACAGCGGCGUGGCCUCGAAUGGCAGCAGCCUCCACCUGCCGGAGACAACUGUGGGGACGGCCUUGCCGCCCCUGUCCCACCACUACGACUGCAGCAGCUACAUCCGGAAGCAGGUAGGCGCCGCCGAGAUCCUGCACGGGCUGCCCCUGAACAACGAGUACGAGCUGAUUCCGUUCAACCACUUCACCUUCACCCGCGUAUUCCCCAUCGACCUGGGCCUGGGCAAGCGGGUGGUGGAGAAGCCCAUUGGCUAUCGGCGGCGUGACCUCAUUGGGGCGGUCAACAAGGCGCUGGAAAGCCUCAACCGCAAUCACUCGGCCCGAGUGCGCGCCAAGGCUGCGGGAGUGCCAGUGGCAGUGGCGGGAGUUGGAACGAUAGCAGGCGGCGGCGGAGCUGCGCAGGAUGUGAUCAAGUACACGCUGGACGACUUCAUCGAGGGCAUAUACCGCACCGAGCCCACGACGGGCACCCAGUACGAGCUGUACUUCCAGAGCGUCAAGCAUCAGACGAGUCCUGUGCGCAGGGCGCUGGUUAUGCGCCCGUUCGCCCCCCUGCAGACGGUGCAGUUGUCGGAGACUCCGGCCAGCCGCAGCCCCAGCUCCAAUCCGGCCGUAAUCCAUGUGAUAGUGCCGCUGGCCGGGCGCCUGCACAGCUUUCGCAGUUUCCUGCAGAUGUUCGCCAGUCUCGCGGAUCGGCAUCUGGAGCUGAUCGUGGUCUACUUCGGGGAGAGUGGACUGGCGCAGGCCAGGCGGAUGGCCGAGUUGUCGGAGAGGACGCAGUUCCUCGCUCUGAACGAGACCUUCAGCAGGGCCAAGGCGCUGAGGCUGGGGGCAGAGCACAUUGUCUCGCCAUCGCCAUCGGAGGAUGUGCUGCUCUUCAUGUGCGACGUGGACAUCAUGUUCACGGCCAGGUUCCUGGAACGCUGUCGCUGGAAUGCCGCGCCCGGCAAGAAGGUGUACUAUCCGGUGGUCUUCAGCCUGUACAACCCGCACGUGGUGUACACGCUGCAGGGCAAGCCGCUGCCCAGCGACGAGGAGCAGCUGGUCAUCUCCAAGGACACGGGCUUCUGGAGGGACUUUGGCUAUGGGAUGACCUGCCAGUACCGCUCGAACUUCCUGCAGAUACGCGGCUUCGACGAGGAGGAGAUCGUCGGCUGGGGCGGCGAGGAUGUGAUGCUCUACCGCAAGUACAUUCGGUCCAAGAUCAAGAUCAUCCGGGCCACCGAUCCGGGCAUCUUUCACCGCUGGCACACCAAGGUGUGUGCCAGCUCGCUAACUGCGGAUCAGUAUCGCGCCUGCAUUCGUUCGCGGGCGCUGAACGAGGCCUCGCACGCCCAGCUCGGCUUCCUGGCCUUCCGGGAUGACAUAGCCGCCGCCAAUGCGGCCAAGCUGCACUCGUGAUACAUCUACAUUUUUCAAGCGAUUUCCCUAGCCCUGGGCCUGAUCAAUCUGUGGCCUACACUCUGAAACACUCUCUAAUAUCCCAUAUUUGAAGGGAUAUAAAUCCACGAGUUGUAUCGUCUGUUGCUGCUCAUCCAGCAUAAGUACUUAUGGGCUCGAGAAUGCUUCCUUCUCUGCGUGUCCCUAAUUAAUUAUUUUCAGAGUGUAGGCAGACAGACGCACACAUGAAUACAAAAUACAUACGUAAAACUGGAGACAAUAACUCGUAUUUAGCGGAAUCGUUGACUUAGCUUAAUUGUUGAUCUUGUUGCGCCCUCGAGAGUGCCACACACACACACACACCACACACACACACACACACAACAAACAACACACCACACACAAACACACAUCACAAAUUGUUCUUCCAUGAAGCAAAUUAGAUGCAAUCCCCAAAGCAAAGCCCAAGAUAUUUACCAUAUCGAAUCUGUAACUCAUGUGCUAUGUAUGUACUUCAAACUGAGCCUAACAAAUCUGACAGAGUGCUGCGCGCUUUGUAAAAACUAAAUUAAAUCGUUUAAUUAAACUUGUCGCCUGGU
Drosophila obscura is the source of this 2363-nucleotide messenger RNA. It is a transcript of the gene Csgalnact, whose product is annotated as chondroitin sulfate N-acetylgalactosaminyltransferase 1. Gene Ontology annotation, molecular function: glucuronosyl-N-acetylgalactosaminyl-proteoglycan 4-beta-N-acetylgalactosaminyltransferase activity. Gene Ontology annotation, cellular component: Golgi cisterna membrane. The record is from RefSeq and is a predicted model, not a curated record. NCBI's taxonomy places the organism in Eukaryota, Metazoa, Arthropoda, Insecta, Diptera, Drosophilidae. Bases 124 to 1785 code for a protein of 553 amino acids. The transcript has 5 exons.